GAGGACGACGCCAUCCAGAUCGACUCGCCCGAGCAGGAGCCCGUCGACGACUUCGACGACGCGUCCGACUUCGAGGAGCUCCACCUCCCCGGCACCCCGUCGCCCUCGCGCCGCCGCCUGCGCACGCCGAGGGAGAAGCCCCGCGCCGAGCAGCUCGACUACCAGAACUCGCUCCCGUACCCGACCGAGAGCCUCGACGAGAUGGACGCCAAGCUCGACGAGAUCGUGCGUCGGCUCGUCGACUGUGUGCGCGCCAAGGACUACGAUGUCGGCUUCGUCCAGUGGAACCACCGGCUCGAGUGUUGGCUGUCGCUCAAGUACCCGAUCAAGCGCGAGUUGCGCGCCAAGCUCGCCCGCCUGUACUUCGAGCUGUCGGUCCUGCCCGGUCUCGACGCCCGCCUCGUCGACAUCGCCGUCAACCAGGCGAUCGUCCUCCUCGAGCCCAAGAAGAAGAUCGACAUCAGCGACCUUCAGCUCCCGUGGCGCCCGGUCUACGCCAUCCUCGAGAAGGAGCUCUUCCCCAAGCAGCGAAAGACGGGCAUCACCAACCUCUCGACCACCCUCCUGUCGCUCGUCGAGUACUCGCAGCGGUUCUUCCCGCCACACGAGAUCCCGGCCAUGCUCGCCACCUUCCUCCCUCGCCUCUCGCCCAACCUCAACAGCAUCGUCGCGACCCAGGCGUUCUGCACCCACUUCCUCCCCGUGUCGCACCCGCAGUACUACCUGCCCGCCGUGUUUCGCCUGUGGGAGGCCUUCUCGUCCGACAUCCACGACGAGCAGUGGCUCGACUUUGUCGAGCGCCUCGCCGUCCUCCACAUGGACCCGCGCACGUCGCACCCGGACAUCGUCGACGAGCUGCGCCAGAUGGUCAAGGACGCCGGCGAGUUCGUCGGCGAGUCGGGCGAGGACGAGGACGCGGCGGCGGCGACCCGGGUCGAGGACUUGCUCGAGGAGCACGCCUACUCGCACCGCAAGGCGGGCGUCCCGGCCUACAUCUUCGGCAUGGAGGAGGGCCUGACGACCCCGGGCGGCGCGCCAGCCGUGCCCAAGUGGCGGGGCAUCCGCAAGGACGUCGGCAUCUUCACCGAGCAGCAGUUCGCGUUCAUCAUGACCAAGUGCCUGCGGGCGAUGGGCGUUCCUGUCGGCGGCGGCACGAAAGCCGGCGCAUCCGGCGUCGCCGCGUCCGACUUUGCGACGCAGGACCAGCAGGCGACCGGCGUCGCGCUCGCCAUGAAGCGUCCGACCGAGAAGCUCGGCUCGUUCGCCGCCGUCAUCGUCUACUCGAUGGCGGCGGACGCCGUCCCGCAGGGCGCGACCCCGUUCGGGUCCAAGGCGCCCUCCCGGGCCGCCUCGCCGCCGCCACCCGGCGCCCGUUCGAGCGCGAGCGCCAAGCGCACCUACCUCGCCGGGUCCAAGGCGCUCGACGCGCUCGCCAAGCUCAUCCAGGCGACCGAGGGCUACUUCCACCCGUCCAACUACGGCCGGUGGGCGCCGCUCCUCGGGCGCUUCCUGCAGACCCUCACGUGGGAGUUCUUCAAGCGUCACACCGAGGAGCAGCGCGACGACUGCCGCACGCCGCUCGAGUGGCGCCUCACGCCCGACAUCCGCCGCGAGUUCGUCAAGACGAUGCGCACGGUCGCCCUCCUCAGCAUGUUCUCGCGCGACGCCAUCACGAUCGCCAACGCGCAGGCCGCGCUCAAGACGAUGGCCCUCCUCGAGCCCGACCUCGUCCUCCCGUCCAUCCUCGAGCGCGCCUACCCGGCCCUCGAGACGCUCACCGAGACGGACCGCACGCGGUCGUGCAUCACGGCCCUGUCGACCAUCUCGCCCGCCCUCCUGCGCCGCGACAACUACCCUGCCGGCGCCAAGCACCUCGUCCCGCUCCUCGACCUGUGUCUCCCCGGCCUCGACGUCAACGACCCGAUCAAGACGAUGGCGACGGGCAUGUUCGUCCUCCAGGCGUGCUCGCAGGUCGUCCUCGACGACCUCACGGCGCUCGACAUGGGCUCGGGCGGCGGCGGCUUCGGCGAGUACGGCAUGGAGCUCGACGCGGCGGCGGCGGCGGCGGCGAGCGUUCCGGACAUCGAGCUCGGCGAGGACGGCGAGCCCAAGCCCUCGAGGCAGGAGGAGGACGACGCCGUGCGCACGAUGACGGCCGGGAUCCCGGACUGGGUCUCGAGCUUCUUCCGAGGCGUGCUCGCCGUGUUCGAGGCGCUCCCCGAGCCGGGCAAGGGCAGCCGGAACGGCGGCAAGAUGGAGGACCAGAUGACGCAGACCCUCAUCGCGACGUGCGACUUUGUCUGCAGCCAGCUCUCGCCCUCGCUGUUCGACCUCGCCCUCGACAUCGUCUACCAGGAGGCGACCUCGAGCGUGCGCACCAACUCGGCGCGCGUCACGUCGCAGCUCGUCUCGUGCUUCGCCCGGGCCGACACGGUCAAGACGCUCGACAAGUUCUUCCACCUGUGCGACCGCCGCAUCCGUCAAGAGCUCGAGAGCGGCGCCGGCAGCACGAGGAGCACGAGGACCGACCACGCGAUCGAGAGCGACACGACCCUCAACUGGUGGAUCGGCCUCCUGACGGGCUGCAUGGCCAACGCCGGCGAGCAGAUCCUCGAGUACAAGAAGGAGCUCAAGGCGCUCGUCCAGACCAUGAUCGAGCACUGCAAGAGCGAGCGCGGCUACACAACGACGGCACGCGUCCUCGCCAUCACGCUCAUGACGCUCACCAACACGUGGGUGCGCGACUACCGCUCGGUCAACAGCGACGAGUGGUACGACCCGGAGUUCCGCAAGCGCUCGCACGAGUCGUGGGGCAAGGUGUACGACGUCAAGGACGUCAAGGUCGAGUGGCACGUCGCGUCGCCGGCCGAGAUCGACUUUGUGCUCGAGCUCCUGCGCGACAUCGUCGUCCCGCUCCUGGACAAGCUCGAUCAGCUCCUCAACGAGCCACUCGUCGACGGCAAGGUCCGAACGUCCGAGUGGAUCAACGACUUUUGCCGGUUCUGCAACGUCGUUCGCUCGGCCCUGUCUGGUAUUUCGAGCAUCGCCUUCAUGCCGCCGCCGUCGACGCCUGGCGAGGUCGCGAGCGACGCCGGUGACGAGGUUCCCGAGUUCAUCGACCACCUGCCGACGUGCAACGCCGGCUUCCCGCUGUCGGACCCUCAAGACGCUCGCCACCAGUUCGUCGCCGACCUGCGCAUGCGGGCCGGCCAGUUCCUCCACAAGGCCGUCCAGACGCUCAAGUCGACGCAGCAGCAGGACACGAUCGACUGUAUCAAGAUGGUCAUCGCGUCGAUCCGGGUCCUCGAGCUCGACUACCCGUGCGACUCGUCCAACCACGGCUCGGUCAAGAAGUCGUACGACUUUGCGCUCAACAUCUCGCGCGUGUCGCGCAACCAGAAGCUGUUCCCGCGCUUCGUGUGGGUCCGUCGUGCGGGCCUGUACCACGCGUCGCGCCUGCGCCUCAACAGCCUGUACCGCCGCCGCACCAAGCUCGACGACCUCCUCAUCCACGACAUGUGCGAGCUGUCGCUCAGCGUCUACCUCCAGGUCCGCCGCUCGGCGCAGAAGGGCCUCGACUCGAUCAUCCGAUACUUUGACGGCACGCGCAUGCUCAUCUACCCUCGCCUCUUCAACGCCCUCAAGCCCGGCACCGACCACGACGUUAUGAAGGGCGCGCUCUACGUCCUCGGCAGCAAGGCGACGCAGAACCUCGCUAUCCUGUGGUGGACCGUCGGCCCCGACUACCUGCGCGCUCUGCUCGGGUGCCAGCACCAGGAGCGGCCCUCGGUCCAGGCGCUCGUCCGCACCGUCACGCACGACUUCAUCAUCCGCCUCGGCGAGCCGAGCACGCUCAAGAGCUCGGUCGACUCGCAGGCCCUGCAGCGCGCAGCCGACUCGAUCGAGAACCUGAUUGCCGUGCCCGAGAACAAGGACCUCGUCGCCCGUGUCGCGGCAAAAGCGCGCGAGCGCACCGACCAGAAGAAUGCCGCCUACGACGAGCUCCUGCCCGAGCUCCUUAAGCUCGCCGCCGACCCGUCGACCCACCACCGCUACGUCCUCAUCUGCAUCCGCCUCGUGCGCGCCAUGAUCCGCCGCGACCAGCCGCAGCGCGCCAACGUCGCCGGCUACAUGGCCAAGCAGCUCAUCUCGGAGCUGCCGAACCAGCGCACGCACGCCAUGCUCGCCCUCACCAAGCUCCUCCACUUCAUCAAGCUCCGGACGACCUGCGGGGCGUCGGGCGAGGACCUCCUCCUCCAGAAGACGUCCAACCCGCUCAAGCACAAGACCGAGCUCCCGCAUCCCCUCCCGGCCGACUUCACCGACAAGUUCAUCGCCAGCUUCUCCGAGCCGAUGACCAAGGACACCAAGUUGAGCGACAAGGCGUCGACCGGGUGGCUCGUCUGGGGCGACUCGGUCGAGCUUUACGACGUGCCGCCCGAGGACGGCUCCGUGUUCACGUGGGACGAGAGCUCGGCCGACACGUUGGCGCUCCUGCGCGACAUCAUCAUCCAGCCGUCGUGGUGGGAGACGUUCAUCUCGCACCUCUCGAUGGAGAAGACGGUCGACUACCUCGCGGCCGACGUGUGCAUGGUCAUCAAGUCGAUCUUCCAGGUGUUCGAGGACGCGGCGUGCGAGUGGGUCCUGCCCGCGAUCGACAACCUCGUCGCCGACAAGAGCGACCGGCACAAGCAGCGUGCUGCAGGCGAGCUCAUCGCCGGCAUCGUUCGCGGCAGCAAGCACUGGUCGCUCAAGAAGCAGCGCGCGCUCUGGGCCUGGCUCACGCCCAAGCUCCCGAGCAUCUUCUCCGGCGUCACGCCCGAGACGCAGACCGUCUGGGAGAUGUGCGCCGAGUACAUCCUGUCGGGUCGCGAUCCUCGCCGCAAUCAGCCGCUCGUCGACUACCUCACCUCGCUCAAGAUCGACGAGGAGUCGACCGAGGCGUUCAACGUCUCGAAGCAGCAGGACCUCGUCGGUACCGCCAUGAAGGCGCUCGGCUGGCACUUCUCGCCCUGGGCGUCGCAGUACCUCGAGAUGUACUCGGCCAACAUCGCCCACCCGUACCAGGAGGUGCGUGGCGCCGUCGCCGACAACCUGCGCGUCCUGUCCGAGUUGCGCCUGCACCCAAGCUACGGCUCGGUCGACGAGUUCAUCCGCGACGCCCAGCACCCGCACGCCCGUCGCAGCCUCGUCAGCGUCGACGCGACGUACGAGGCCCGCAUCGACGACUUUGGUCGUCAGCUCGCCCAGUGGCGCCUCGAGCGCAAGCCGGCGAGCGAGGGCACGUCGCAGUACGACAAGGCGAGCAUGACGAUCCUGACCUGGAUCUGGGGCUCGAUCAGCGAGGUCCGCACGAGCUCGGCGUUCCCGUUCAUCACCAAGCUCCUCCCCGAGUUCCUGCGCAUGCAGGAGAGCACCGAUAACCAGGAACUCUCUCGCAUGGCCGGCCGCGUCCUGCUCGCCUGUGCGGCGCUCCAGUUCCCGCAGCACCUCGUCCGCCCCCUCAUGCAGCAGUUCAUCGGCCUCCUGCGCGACUCGGAGAGCUGGCGCGUCCGGCUCGACGUCCUCCUCCCGCUUCAAGUCUUCUUCUACCACCACCUCUUCUACCUCGACGACGCCGUCAUCGCCGAGCUCAUGGACCAGCUGUGCGACCUCUUGCGCGACCCCAAGAUCGAGGUCCGUGAGGCGGCCGCUUCGACCUUGUCGGGCAUCGUGCGCUGCUCGCAGCGCAGCGCCAUCGUGUCGCUCAUCAAGCGCUUCAUGGACACGCUGCGUGCGACCAAGAUCCCCAAGAGGAGGGACGCCGAGGGCAACGAGGUCGCAGGGUACCAGGAGGCGCUCGUCACGGGCCACUCUGCCGUCCUCGGCAUCUCGUCCCUCGUCAAGGCGUUCCCCUACGAGGUCCCGCCCUUCAUCCCCUCGAUCCUCAUCGAGUGCAUGUCCAAGCACGCCGCCUCGCCGCCGCCACUGUCGACGACCGUCAAGGCAACGCUCGCCGACUUCAAGCGCUCGCACCAGGACAGCUGGGAGACGGACCAGAAGGCGUUCACGCCCGAGCAACUCGCCGACCUGCACGACCUCCUCACCGGCUCGAGCUACUACGCUUGAGCUUCCGCUCGUCGGUUUCCUGCCUCCCUCUCUCCCUCCCGUCCUCGUUCCGCCCUUGUCCAUACGCAGCCUUUUGGAUACCCCUUGGUCGCCUGAUCUGCAACCUCGUGUGCUUCCCUGUU
This is a messenger RNA of Rhodotorula graminis WP1, 6230 nucleotides long. RefSeq lists its product as uncharacterized. The transcript has 21 exons. Gene Ontology annotation, molecular function: proteasome binding; peptidase activator activity. The record is from RefSeq and is a predicted model, not a curated record. The coding region runs from base 202 to 6108 and encodes 1968 amino acids. NCBI's taxonomy places the organism in Eukaryota, Fungi, Basidiomycota, Microbotryomycetes, Sporidiobolales, Sporidiobolaceae. Gene Ontology annotation, cellular component: nucleus; cytosol. Gene Ontology annotation, biological process: proteasomal ubiquitin-independent protein catabolic process.